AUGUCGGACGACAUUUCGUCUACCUCAGUUGGCAUAUCAAAAAUACAUACCUUCCCUUCAACAGAAAGUUUUGCGGUUGCUGUUCAACAUGUCGAUAAUCUUGUGAAUGAUUUUGGUGACGUGCUCGCGGAGAAAGUUUCUGCUGUUGUUAUAAACUUUGAAUUACGUGACGAACAAUUGUUUGUGAACAAUGUGCCUGUCCCAUUAGGGAUUAAUUCCAUCCAAGUAAUUGAAGCAAAAGUUAUUCCGGAAACUCAAGAUAUUUUUAAAUACGAAAACAACUUUAAUAGUGGCCUCAUUACUGUCGAAGUUAGCACUGUUACUGAGUCUUUAUAUACCGAGGAGAAGGGUGGAUCCCUUCGUCGUCUCAAAAUUUCCAUCCGCAUAGUCGAAAUUGAUGGAACAAAAGUUAAUCAAGUUGAUGACAUCAGAAAAGCUUUCGAAUUCAGAAGUUUAGAAACUGCUAACGACAGUCAAGAUUCAGAAAUUGCUACUAUCUAUCUCAAAA
Molecule: messenger RNA, 508 nt
Organism: Racocetra fulgida
Lineage: Eukaryota; Fungi; Glomeromycota; Glomeromycetes; Diversisporales; Gigasporaceae
Source: the annotation of a GenBank genome assembly